Molecule: messenger RNA, 1691 nt
Organism: Ilex paraguariensis (yerba mate)
Lineage: Eukaryota; Viridiplantae; Streptophyta; Magnoliopsida; Aquifoliales; Aquifoliaceae
Source: the annotation of a GenBank genome assembly
CUUCUUUUUUUCUUUUUCGCUCACACCAUUACAGGGGUGGGGAAGAAUUCGAACAUGCUUGCAACAGAGUGGUUAACCACUCCGGUAGAUCUAAAAGUCUGGCGAUGUUUAAACCUCAAAUCUUCAAAUUUGAGGUUAUUUCACUGAACCUUCAACACAAGGCAUGUUUCAAAGACUUGAAGAUUCUUUCUCGUCUUUGUUUGUCAAGUCGGUGUUGAAAGUUCAAAUUAUGUUCAUGGCGAUGUGAAAUAGACCAGAAUUUUCAACUUCCGGACAUUAAAAGGGCAUCGCAUCACCCAGUUCAUAGGCAGAAGGUGAAGUUCAUUCCUGAGUUGAAGCUCAAGUGGAAACAGCCAAAUAUGAGUUCUAUUGUGUCCCUUUCUGAUUUACCACAACCCAUCAUCAUCGAUAUUCUCUCCAGGCUUCCACCAAGUCUAUCAUCCAUUGCAGGUUUGUCUGCAGAACCUGGCGCAAUCUAAUCUUAGACCCUGGUUUUGUUAGCCUACAUCUCUCUAGAUCACCUACCACCCUUCUUAUUCACCAACUUCUUAGUCGGGCUGACUCCGACUCUGAUGUUUUCAAGUUGAUCGAACUUGAAGAUGAGCAUGACCACCAUGGUCUUCGCUCUGAUCCAAUAAUGAAAUUCGACCUCACAGCCUGCCUCCCAGAUGUUCGGAUACUUUCUGUGGGUUCCGUUAACGGCUUUGUCUGCUUAUGUCAAUACAAUCCUGUGGAAACUAUAUACAUUUUCAAUCCAACUAUGCGAGAGUAUGUUACCCUUCCAAGGACAGAGUACAUAAGAAGAUCCCCCACGACGAUCCAUUAUGGGUUCGGAUUUAGUCCGGUUUCUGGUCAUUACAAGGUGGUACAGUUUUGUCAACAGCCGAUAACUGAUACGGGUUUGUUGCCAUAUUCAUACAAGAUCGAAGGUAAGAUCUAUACAUUAGGAACUGGAAGAUGGAGAAACAUUGAAUGUAUCCCAUUCUCGUCCCUUGGUGAUGGUGGUGUGUAUUUGAACGACAACCUUCAUUGGUUAAUUGCUGAUCUCCACAGUCCUGAAUCAAUAUGUUGUUUUGAUGUUGAGAAAGAGGUAUUUCAAAUAGUCUCUUCUCCUCCUCAGAUUACACCGCAAUGGAAGAUCAGUUUGGGAUGGUAGGAGGUUGUUUGUCUGUGUGUGAUAACACUUCAGAAUCUGAUCUUGUCAUAUGGGUGAUGAAGGAAUAUGGAAUCAAGGAUUCAUGGACUAAAAAGAUUGUCAUUAGGAUGAACCCUGACAUAGACUGGGUGUCAUGGGAAGCAGUUUCUCCAUAAAAAUGUGGAAAGAUGGGGAUAUCUUCAUGCUAUGGCGCGAUGACGUUUUGUUUUCAUAUGGUCCUCAAAGGAAAACUCUGGAGCUACAUGAUUUUCCAAACGGCGAAUAUGCCCAAAUGGAUAAAAACUUAGAAGUGAUGCUUCACGUUGAAAGCUUUCGCUCUCUCAAGGAAUUCGUGAGAGAGAAAAUGGACAUGUUCUGAUCGCCAGAUCACAACAAAGGAAUUUGGCCACAGACUUUCGGAUUCCGCUCUAUCAGUACUGCUCUUGUGUGGUGGAUGAUGUCAAUGUUUCCCGGGUUAAUCUCAAUUUGUAAUUCGAAUCUUAAUUUGUACUUUUAAUGAUCAAAAAUUUUAAUUUACACCCUCAAAAAUAGAAAU